Molecule: messenger RNA, 468 nt
Organism: Molossus molossus (Pallas's mastiff bat)
Lineage: Eukaryota; Metazoa; Chordata; Mammalia; Chiroptera; Molossidae
Product: cytochrome P450 2C42-like
Exons: 2
Coding region: 9-320 (103 amino acids)
Biological process (GO): xenobiotic metabolic process
Cellular component (GO): cytoplasm; intracellular membrane-bounded organelle
Molecular function (GO): oxidoreductase activity, acting on paired donors, with incorporation or reduction of molecular oxygen, reduced flavin or flavoprotein as one donor, and incorporation of one atom of oxygen; iron ion binding; heme binding
Source: RefSeq, a predicted model, not a curated record
CGAACAUAAUGACAUCUCUGACCUCUGUGCUGCAUGAUGACAGAGAAUUCCCCAACCCAGAGAAGUUCGACCCCAGCCACUUCCUGGAUGAGAGAGGCAACUUCAAGAAGAGUAACUACUUCAUGGCUUUCUCGGCAGGAAAGCGGAUGUGUGCUGGAGAGGGCCUGGCUCGCAUGGAGCUGUUUUUAUUCCUGACCACCAUUUUACAGAAAUUUACCUUGAAACCUGUGGUUGACGCCAAGGACAUCGACACCACCCCAAUCAUGAAUGGGUUUGCUUCUGUGGCACCCCCUUACCAACUCUGCUUCGUCCGGGUGUAAGGAAGGACAGACUUCCUUCUGCAGCUCCCUCUCUGCUGGGGUAUUGGUCACCGCUUUCCCUCUUCAUCCCCUUCUAGGGGGUCUCUCCUCUGACCUCUCCUCUCCUCAUCACCCCAUUCUCUCAAGAUCCAGAAAUAUCCCAUCUCCA